Anastrepha obliqua is the source of this 2759-nucleotide messenger RNA. RefSeq names its product vesicle-fusing ATPase 1. Gene Ontology annotation, biological process: SNARE complex disassembly; intra-Golgi vesicle-mediated transport; Golgi to plasma membrane protein transport. Gene Ontology annotation, molecular function: ATP hydrolysis activity; ATP binding. The transcript has 11 exons. The coding region runs from base 407 to 2647 and encodes 746 amino acids. The record is from RefSeq and is a predicted model, not a curated record. Gene Ontology annotation, cellular component: Golgi stack. Lineage: Eukaryota; Metazoa; Arthropoda; Insecta; Diptera; Tephritidae.
AAUCCUGUUAGUAAUCAGUUUACAAUUUUGUUUUCAGAAAUCAGUGUUAAUUGAGUGAAAUAUAACUAUUAACUUUAUUUAAAAUAGGUGAUAUUAGCACAUGUAACAACAAAAAGAUAGUCAGUAGCGCCACCAAUACAAAAAGGUGGUUGACAUAUUAGAAGAGUGCAACAAAAACGCAUUUUUCAUCUGCGUGAGUUGGCAGCAGCCCGUAAAGUGCGUGUUGCAAAUACAUAGGUACAUGCCGCUUUAUGGAUCGAUAUUCGGAAUACGAAUAAAAAGAACAAGCAGCUACCCUUAUUUUUCGCAGAUUUUUUCACCAGUACAUCAGUUGGGUUGGAGGCUUUCGUAAAUAAGCAGAUUUAGUAGAUAAUUGUGUUGAAUUCGUGCUGCGUGCCCUUACAAAAUGUCCUAUCGUUUGAAAGCAACGAAAUGUCCCACAGACGAAUUGUCGGUGACCAACAAGGCCAUCGUGAAUAUCAACGAUUUUCCUGAAGAUGUUAAGUAUGCCGACAUAUCACCUGGCCCAGGUCAACAUUACAUAUUCGCACUCAAACACACCAACGAAGUGGCUCGGGGUCAUGUGGGAUUUUCGCUGGUGCAACGAAAGUGGGCUACACUCUCCAUUAAUCAGGAUAUUGAAGUGCGCCAAUAUCGUUUUGAUGCCAACUCCGAUGUCAUAACACUCGUCUCCUUCGAGACAGACUUUUUGCAGAAGAAAAUCACUUCUCAAGAGCCCUACGACUCCGAUCAAAUGGCUAAGGAGUUUUUGAUGCAGUUUGCUGGCAUGCCAUUGACAGUUGGUCAGACUUUGGUUUUUGAUUUUCAAGGCAAAAAGCUACUAGGACUCGCAGUUAAAACUUUAGAAGCCGUUGAUCCGAAGUCUCUCGGCGAGGGCAAGGAAACUAGCACCAAAAAUGUACGUUUCGGCCGCAUACUCGGCAACACAAUCGUACAAUUUGAGAAAGCAGAGAAUUCAUCGCUGAACUUGCAAGGCAAAUCAAAGGGAAAAAUUGUGCGUCAGUCUAUCAUCAACCCAGAUUGGGAUUUCGGCAAGAUGGGAAUCGGUGGCUUAGAUAAGGAAUUCAAUGCCAUCUUCCGGCGAGCGUUUGCAUCGCGUGUUUUCCCACCCGAGCUUGUGGAGCAGCUGGGCUGCAAACACGUAAAAGGCAUACUACUUUAUGGCCCACCUGGUACUGGAAAAACAUUGAUGGCCCGCCAAAUUGGUACGAUGUUGAAUGCGCGCGAACCGAAAAUUGUCAAUGGCCCACAGAUUUUAGACAAAUAUGUAGGCGAAUCCGAAGCAAAUAUACGCCGUCUUUUUGCGGAGGCUGAGGAGGAAGAAAAAAGGCUCGGCCCAAACAGUGGUUUGCAUAUUAUAAUUUUCGACGAAAUCGAUGCUAUUUGCAAGGCGCGUGGCUCAGUCGCUGGCAAUAGUGGUGUGCAUGACACAGUGGUCAAUCAGUUGCUAGCCAAAAUCGACGGUGUAGAACAACUAAACAACAUACUGGUUAUUGGAAUGACCAAUCGACGUGAUAUGAUCGACGAGGCUUUGUUGCGACCCGGUCGUUUGGAGGUGCAAAUGGAAAUCAGCCUGCCGAACGAGGAAGGUCGUGUGCAAAUUUUGAAUAUACACACCAAGCGUAUGCGUGAGUUCAACAAGAUUGCCGGCGACGUCGAUAGCAAGGAAAUCGCUGCCUUGACCAAGAACUUCAGCGGUGCUGAGUUGGAGGGUUUAGUGCGUGCAGCACAAUCCACUGCUAUGAAUCGUUUAAUCAAAGCCGAUGCAAAGGUGCACGUCGAUCCGCAAGCAAUGGAGAAGUUAAAGGUUACACGCGGAGAUUUCAUGCAUGCGCUGGAGAAUGACAUUAAACCGGCUUUUGGUACAGCUCAGGAAAUUUUGGAUAAUAUGCUUUCACGGGGCAUCAUCAACUGGGGUCAGCCUGUUGCUAGUUUACUUGAAGAUGGUAUGCUGUAUGUGCAACAGUCGAAGGCAACCGAAAGUUCGGGUUUGGUUUCAGUACUCAUUGAAGGCGCACCUAACUCUGGAAAAUCUGCGUUGGCCGCUAAAUUAGCUAAAAUGUCCGAUUUUCCAUUCGUUAAAGUUUGCUCGCCAGAGGAUAUGGUCGGCUAUACCGAAUCGGCUAAAUGCUUGCAUAUUCGAAAAAUAUUCGAUGAUGCCUACCGUUCCACUCUGAGCUGCAUUGUAGUGGACAACGUUGAACGUUUGUUGGACUAUGGUUCCAUUGGGCCGCGUUAUUCGAAUUUGACAUUACAAGCGUUGUUGGUGUUGCUGAAGAAACAGCCGCCAAAGGGACGCAAAUUGCUCAUCUUGGUCACAUCAAGCAGACGUGCCGUUUUGGAGGAAAUGGAAAUGUUGACCGCCUUUACAUCCAUUUUACACGUACCAAAUCUAUCGAGUGCCGAGCAUGUCGUAGCCGUGCUUGAGCACGCAGAGAUAUUCAGCAAGGGCGAAUUGCAGGCUAUUGGCAAAAAGAUGUCGGGCAAAAGAGUUUUCAUUGGCAUCAAAACAUUGCUCGGUCUCAUUGAUAUGGCGAGACAAACAGAACCACAGCACCGAGCCAUCAAAUUCCUCUCAAAAAUGGAGGAAGAAAAUUUCUUAGGCAUGGGUCACAAAGAACAGUAACUAUUCCGUAGAGAAUUCAAUAUGUCUUUAGUGGAGCUUAAAGACGUUUUCUGAAUAUAAGGACAAAAAAUUAACAUAAAGGAUUAAAAAAUAAAUAUAAAUUAACAAAAUA